Messenger RNA from Carassius carassius (crucian carp), 2379 nucleotides. RefSeq names its product proteoglycan 4b (gene prg4b). NCBI's taxonomy places the organism in Eukaryota, Metazoa, Chordata, Actinopteri, Cypriniformes, Cyprinidae. Gene Ontology annotation, biological process: immune response. The transcript is spliced from 12 exons. The coding region runs from base 186 to 2270 and encodes 694 amino acids. Gene Ontology annotation, molecular function: polysaccharide binding; scavenger receptor activity. The record is from RefSeq and is a predicted model, not a curated record.
GUCUGCUUGCCCAAUAUGUGAAUCACCGCUCACCGUGCAAACGAGACGAAUUCUAAUUCAGCACUGACUGUAUAAUUGGACCGACAGGGGAACACCAACGCACUCUGCCUCUAUAUAAAGGUGAAGAUCACUGCAGGUGAAAAAACAGAGGCUCUCUUAGGUUAUUCCAACAGUGAACAACCGAGAUGGCUACAUAUCUGUCCUUACUGCUGCUGUUUGCAUAUGCCUCCACAGGCUCUUCAGAUCCAAGUAGCUGUAGGGGUCGUUGUGGAGCUGGCUACUACAGAGGAAGUUUGUGCCAGUGUGACUACGAGUGUCUGAGCUUAAAUGAGUGCUGUUCGGACUUUACGCAGUUUUGUACUACAAGUGACUCUUGCAAAGGACGCUGUGGGGAGCCUUUUCAUAGAAGCAAUCCAUGUCACUGUGAUAUUGACUGUGUCUCAUACAAUCAGUGCUGCCCUGAUUAUGAGAACAUGUGCUUGGUGGAAGAUACUGCCUUAAAACCAAGAAAAACUGCCACUGCAGCUCAAAGGACCGCUAACUUAUGCCUAAACAUAAAGAAUAAAAAGUCUACAGAAACCUCCAAUGAGGACAUGACCAUUGAUAAAGGGACUGUAGAACCAACAGAAGGUCCUCCAAGAACAGAACCAACAGAAGGUCCUCCAAGCACAGAACCAACAGAAGGUCCUCCAAGCACAGAACCAACAGAAGUUCCAUUAAGCCCAGAACCAACAGAAAGUCCUCCAAGCACAGAACCAACAGAAGUUCCAUCAAGCACAGAACCAACAGAAGGUCCAUCUGGUACUGAACCAACAGAAGUUCCAAGCACAGAACCAAUAGAAAGUCCAUCAAGCACAGAACCAAUAGAAGUUCCAUCAAACGCAGAACCAACAGAUGGUCCAUCAAGCAUAGAACCAACAGAAGGUCCUCCAAGCACACAACCAACAGAAGUUCCAUCAAACGCAGAACCAACAGGAAGUCCUCCAAGCAAUGAACCAACAGAAGUUCCAUCAAGCGCAGAACCAACAGGAGGUUCUCCAAGCACGGCAACAACAGAAGUUUCAUCAAGCGCAGAACCAACAGGAGGUCCUCCAAGCACAGCACCAACAGAAGUUUCAUCAAGCGCAGAACCAACAGGAGGUCCUCCAAGCACAGCACCAACAGAAGUUUCAUCAAGCGCAGAACCAACAGGAGGUCCUCCAAGCACAGCACCAACAGAAGUUUCAUCAAGCGGAGAACCAACGGGAGGUCCUCCAAGCACAGCACCAACAGAAAUUCCAUUAAGCGCAGAACCAACAGAGGGUCCGUCAAGCACAGCACAAACAGAAGCUCCUCUAAACACAGCACCAACCGAAGUUUCUUCAAGUGCAGAACCAACAGAAUAUACUGUCAAUGAAAUGACUACCAAGGCACAGAGUGAAGACCCAAAGGAAUUGUCAUCUCUCAAGGAUCCUAGUUACAUUGUUCCAGUCAAACCAACAGGAAAACCUCUUAAACCUAGCUCAGACAAGGAUGGCAAAAAAGAUAGUAUUAAAGAUUAUCAAGCUGAUGAUUAUGACUCUAACCUCUGCAGUGGGCGUCCAGUCAGUGGUUUGACUACUCUAAGAAAUGGUACCAUUGUGGUGUUCAGAGGACAUUAUUUUUGGACACUGGACAAACAGAGAAAUCCUGAUUCUCCUCAGUUAAUUACAAAGGUGUGGGGAAUCCCAUCUCCCAUCGACUCGGUUUACACCCGCUGCAACUGCGAGGGCAAAACCUACUUCUUCAAGGGAAAGAACUACUGGAGAUUUGAGAAUGGUAUGAUGGAUCCUGGCUUUCCCAAAUCCAUCAACCAGGGCUUCGGACAGAUUGGUUAUAUCACAGCUGCUUUAUCUAUACCUGAGUACAGAAGCAGAAAAGAGUCGGUAAUCUUCUUCAGAAGAGGUGGAAUGGCACAAAAGUACACAUACCAGGUUACUCCAAACUGUGGCAAAGAGCCAAAAUAUCCUGCGUUUACAGUGAGGAUGAGAGCCAGACGACAAGCUGUUUCAGCUCUGGGGCCAGAGAUCAGUAUCUCAAAGACUUGGGGAGGAUUUCCGACCAUAGUGACCUCAGCUGUGUCUGUUCCCUCAAGGGUGAAAGAGGGCUACAAGUAUUACAUAUUUUCUCAAAACAAGUAUUACAGCCUGAAAAUGGAAAGAGAAAAACCAGUAAUCCUAAAACCUGCUACUGGUCCAAAGGAAAACUUGGCAACCAGCUUCUUUAAAUGCCCAGAAACCCAGAAAAACUGAAUCAUUCAUGUCUUUCCCUCAUGCCAUAUACUGUACAUUUAUAUUUCUAGUGAUGCACUUGUCUUAGGUGCAGUGGAAAACAUUUUAUGGCAAGACAGAAUUAUGGACA